Messenger RNA from Lepus europaeus (European hare), 1259 nucleotides. RefSeq names its product acireductone dioxygenase 1 (gene ADI1). NCBI's taxonomy places the organism in Eukaryota, Metazoa, Chordata, Mammalia, Lagomorpha, Leporidae. The transcript is spliced from 4 exons. Gene Ontology annotation, molecular function: acireductone dioxygenase [iron(II)-requiring] activity. The record is from RefSeq and is a predicted model, not a curated record. The coding region runs from base 59 to 598 and encodes 179 amino acids.
GCCGCGUGCGCCCCUCCCCCGGUCCUGCCCGCUCGGAGCCCGUCCGCCGCCCGCAGCCAUGGUGCAGGCCUGGUACAUGGACGAGACCGCCGACGACCCGCGGCUGCCCCACCGCCUCCAGCCCAGCCGCACGGUGGGCCUGGAGCAGCUGCGCCAGCUCGGGGUGCUCUACUGGAAGCUGGAUGCCGACAAAUAUGAGAAUGAUCCCGAGCUGGAAGAGAUCCGGAGAGAGAGAAACUACUCCUGGAUGGACAUCAUCACCAUUUCCACAGAUAAGCUGCCCGACUACGAGGAGAAGCUGAAGAUGUUCUACGAGGAGCACCUGCACCUGGACGAGGAGAUCCGCUACAUCCUGGAGGGCAGCGGGUACUUUGACGUCAGAGACAAGGAGGACAAGUGGAUCCGGAUUGCCAUGGAGAAGGGGGACCUGAUCACGCUCCCUGCAGGCAUUUACCACCGCUUCACGCUGGACGAGAAGAACUAUGUGAAGGCCAUGCGGCUGUUCGUGGGAGAGCCUGUGUGGACGGCGUACAACCGGCCGGCUGACCAUUUUGACGCCCGGGAGCAGUACGUGAAGUUUCUGGCACAGUCGGCCUAGCCAUGCCCCCAGGAGCAGCAGCGCCUUGUGAAGGCCUUGAAUGCUGGAAUCGAGCAGGAAAUCCUGCGUUUUCUCUUAGCUGUUGUGAUGUCGCCUGAGGCUACUUUGUCUUUCCCUCCAGAGAACGUUUAGUGAUAAAAGGAGCUAUUUCUACCUGGUGGUGGUGGUGCGCGGCCCGAGUGUCACCUCCCAAAGUGAACGCACAGGGGCUCUGUCUGCCUCGUAAAGAGGAGCAGCAGUGCGUGGCGUGAUCGCCAGGCAGCAGGCCGGGCCUUGGCUGGGCGGCCUCUCCCGUCGGCAGGCAGCCUCUGGGUUGCUCAUGCCUCUGACCUUCCAGAGGAGAGCAGCCGAGGCGGGUGUUGGCAGCGUUGACACCGCGUAGGAUGCCCGCCUCCUUGGGUCCAAGACCUGGCUGCCCUCCCGAUUCUAACUUCCUGCUGAUGUGCACCUGGGGGCAGUGGUGAUGGCUCAGGGUGGGGUCCCUGCCAACCACAGGGACACCUGGCUUGGGCCCCUGGCCCCUGGCUGUUCUGCACACUUUGGGAGUAAAUCAACAGAUGGGGCUUGUUUCUUUGUCUCUCUCUGCCUCUCAAAUAAAUAACUACAAUAAAACAAAUUUAAAAAUAAAGUAAUAAAUAAUAAAGUAACUGCCUUAAUUUUA